Molecule: messenger RNA, 955 nt
Organism: Schizophyllum commune H4-8
Lineage: Eukaryota; Fungi; Basidiomycota; Agaricomycetes; Agaricales; Schizophyllaceae
Exons: 1
Coding region: 184-678 (164 amino acids)
Source: RefSeq, a predicted model, not a curated record
CCAUGGACUUGAAGUACGACAAGAGUCUGCGCGGUGCGGGAAAUAUUAAUUCUGUGACUGACGCCUGCGUUCGAGAACUUGAAUUUGGUUUUCUGCUUGAAUGCAAACCACGACUUCAUGGCGGUCGUAGCGCGCGAGCCGGGGUACUUCUGGCAGCAAAGUCCCUUCUAGUCGUGCACUGGCAUGAACGCGCAGGUAAAGUUUUCCAUUCGACAUAGUCGUAUGGGAAGAAUUUCUCGGGCGACAGCCUUUCUACAGGCAGUCAGAAUUGGACGCACGAAACCGGACAGUGAGUCACUCAAAAGACUAAUCUCUCGACAGCCGGGACUUGUGUUCGAAAAAGGAGGACAUCGAGUAUUCAGGAAGACAUGCAUCAGCGACAGCUUCUGGACGAAAAACCAUCUGGGACGGGUAAGUCCGGUGACAGCGAAGUCGAACGUAGGAUUCGGGGUUUGCCGAAGGGGGGCAAACACAGAGAAACACAAGUUCUUUGUCGAUUCAACGUCGAAUUGGAGCUUGCCAAUGGUAUGCCCAUUGCCCACAACGAUAGCGGGCUUCCAGGGUACCAUGCUUCGUCUUCUUCUCUAUGUAUCUAGCCGCAAAUUGCGUCAGAAGACCUAUGUGUAUGAGAAUGAGCAGCGUGUCGCUGAAGAGAAAAGUCAUUCGCGGGCUGUAUAGAGUCUUCUAACUUGAAGCAAAGGUGAGCGACUGCAUAGCCAGCGGGCGUGGCAUAUAGUGAGGUAAUCGAAGUCGCAGAACGUCUGUCCAUGAUAGAAGCGAGCGAAAUAUGUCUUGUGAGUGUUUGGUACUCUCCGCUGCAAUCGAAAGGGAUCGUCGAGGAGGGCGUCCAUAGGCGACCAGUGAGUCGAGUGUUCUGGACUUGUAUUGCCCUUGAGUUGUUCUACCCUCUUCGGAGGCGAGCAUUAUAAUCGAGCCGUCGACUUAGAAGGCGCCU